Messenger RNA from Chara braunii, 3385 nucleotides. NCBI's taxonomy places the organism in Eukaryota, Viridiplantae, Streptophyta, Charophyceae, Charales, Characeae. The record is from the annotation of a GenBank genome assembly.
GGAAAUCGCCAGUAGAGGUGGAGUGGGAGAGGCUGCAAGAGCGGAAGGCGAAACCAUGGGUACGGUUUGUGCAGCCCCCUCCCAUGGCGGUACUCAUGCUCCGACAGUUAGCUGAAGCAUUCUUCGGGGCAGUCAGGAACCCUGAGGGCACCUGGGCGAUAGAUGGGGAUGGAAGGGAGACAAUUACAUUUGACCUCUACCCCGCACUGCGUUCGCAGGGGUUGGAGCGGUUGGCGGUGGCGCAAGCGUACUAUGGCCGACCAGAGGUUAGGGGCGUCACAAGUGAGACCCCAUGGUGCGACAACUGCCGAAGGCACCGGCAUCUCGCACGUAGGGGUUGUUGCUUAACUAUGGCAGAGACCAAGGAGGAACUCGUCCGGAGGGAGCAGCUGCUGCGCGCCGACCCAGGCCUUGCUAGUGACGACACUACGGAAACUGCUUGUUGGGAGGACUUCGAAAAGGAAUUCAACAACGUGAUCUAUACUGAGAUCGCCACCGAAUCCAGCCUGGGUGACGUGAUGGAGGUGGGCGACCGCCGACUCCUUCAACCGUCUCUCCCACGGCACUCUCAAAACAUUGAUGGAAUUAGGGGAGCCCGAACACGCCAGGCAGCCACUCCGGAUCAGGGAUCUAAUAAAGCGUCUGCGAAAAAAUCACAAGCACGGGAGGACGUGCACCGACGAGGAGGGCAGGAGCGGCAGAAACCCCCGCAGUCAGCCUCAGACCGACAUCACGAUGGUCGUCAGAAGUCCGGCAUGCAGCCACUAAGCGGGGAUCAAACUCAACGGGCUGAACGCAUGCAGCAAGAGCGCCAGCAACUGCGCCAGCAACAGCAGCAACCACCACACCAAGCACCGCCACCACCACACCAACCAGCACCGGAUGCUGCGCAGCCUCAGCCGCAGGGGGGCGGUGGCCGUCAGAAGUCCGACAUGCAGCCACUAGGCGGGGAUCACACUCAACGGGCUGAACGCAUGCAGCAAGAGCGCCAACAACAGCAGCAACCACCACACCAAGCACCGCCACCACCACACCAACCAGCACCGGACGCUGCGCAGCCUCAGCCGCAGGGGGGCGGUCAGCAGCGUCAGGCGCCGGCGGGACCCCGGCCCCUGAACCAUCAAGCCUGUAUAACACCCCGAGAUGUUAUCGUCUUGUCUGGGGAUACUCUCUCUGAAAAGGCGGUGGUAGGAGAAGAUGGGGACCAGCGAGAAGACGACAGCCAUCCGGUGGCAAUGGAGUGCUGUGAAGACUUCGAUGAGCAGACCAAGGGUCAACGCCUCCGGCGACAGAAGCGGGACACAUCGCCAAAGACCAGAGACCACGUGGACAAGGAUGGACGCGGGGAGAAUCCGCAACCCUACGAGCCGCUCCGUCUGCACUGGAAGGAGGGCGAUGGAGACCGGGAAGUGGCACCUGGAGCAUUAGCUGAAAAUAGUGAGGGUGACGGGGACAAGGGCUCGAAGGGCUUGAAGCAGACUGACCAGCGGGAGGAGGAAGGCGCUAUGGGGGGUGGAGUGGUGGGGGAGGAAAAGAAGGACACAAACGGAGAUCGGAAUGAGAAGCUCGAGGUAGGGGAGGAGGGAAAGAAGGCUACAAUCCUUGGGAUGGAAGAAGGGCAAGCUAGAGGGGUGGAGCGGACCGAGCAGGAGCCGCCUCGGCGUGACCAGAAAACGCAGCACCAACGAAGGCAGCAGCGGCGUGGCGACGCGAGAGGAUUGGGACGCGGCAAGCAGGCGGCGGCCUCCAAGCCGAAAGGAAGGCCAAAGAGUACUCGGGGACGCCUAGCCGCCGGUGACUCCGGCCCGCUUCUGCGGCCCCAUAGCCAGAAGGCCAAGCGGAAGCCCAAGGCCAGGGUGCUUUGUUAUGGCUCGGCCUCGAGGGGCAGGUAUAGCAGGCAGAAGGACAAAACGGGACGUUGUCAGCAGAAGACCACCCCUCAAGCGGUUGCCACGUCUGACCCUACACCGGAAGCCGAAUUUGAACUCCUCAAAGGCAUCAACGACCUCAAGAUCGUGCCCCCCCAGCAACAGGAAGGAAGCCGUGACCAAGAGGAACGGCCAUCGCAGAGUAGUCGGGGCACGAACGCUAAGCGUGGACGCCAGCGCAGGCAGGGUAGGGGUCGGACGAGCAGGGAGGCAUCGCCUGUUGACCUACCGGACGAAUCCGAGCAGGAUAAAAGGAGGAAGACCUCUGAACCAACGCUCAGGACCAAACCCCCUCCAGCGACAGUCCCUGCAUGGAUGUUCUCGGACCCGGCAUAUAAGGCCUUCAUCUUACAGCAUUGGGAAUAUUGGACGGAGCUGCGAUCUCCCUCCCAGCCGACCUUGACAUGGUUAAUGGAAGGCACUGCGGCCCUGGUCCGGCUGCUCAAAGCACGCGCUGCGGCAUCUAGACGGGCUCGAAGACGCACCGCUGAGGAAUUUUCCCAGCGGGCCCUCGACCUAGGAGAUGGACCGGGCCCCCAGGAUGAUGAGAAUGAUUGGUGGGCGCAGUGGGCAGCUCUCAAAGCUCAGUGGGAAGAAUGGCAGCUCACAGACGCCGAUUUGUGGGCCCGCAAGAACAUAGCGAACUGGACUGCGGCGGCAGAACGCAUGUCCAAAAUCUUCUUUGCCCAACUGCGCGCGGAUAGACCCCCCUCACUGAUGUUAGCCAUUAACCAUCCAUUUGACGACUCUCAGCAAACAGCGGAGUCUACACAGACAAUCCUGCACUAUGUGGAGGAGUAUUAUCGGUAUCUUUUCUCUGAGGAAAAACCCGCUGGUGCGCAGGACCCUCUGGAGACUCUUGAACACCUCAUCUGGAGUAAAAUCGCUAGGACGGUAUCCCCAGAAGAGCGCCAGCGAUUGGAUGAACCGAUCACGGACCGUGAAUUGGCUGCUGCCCUCGUUGACAUGCCUCCUGCAAAAGCGCCGGGCCCCGAUGGAAUGUCGGCGGAGCAUCUCAAACUCUGCUUUGAGCUCCUGGGCCCGUACCUGCUGUGGGGCUUCAAUGCGGUAUGGCUUGGCCAAGAGGCCCUCCCGCCCGACUUCGCACUGGCCACGGUGAUCUUGAUCCAUAAGAAGGGCCCCCUAAAGGAAAUUUGAAACUGGAGCCCUAUCUCGCUACUUUCGGCAGCCAACCAUAAAGUUGCCAUCACUCGUGCGAGAAGUCACUAUCAAGGGGGAGUUAAAGGGACUGCCACCUCGUGCAUGGGGGAGCCUUUGGCGCGAUUCGCCUGGAUAAGUUAUGGCCAAUCACUUGGCCACACUGCUUCUGGAAAUAGUAGACGAGACGCAAACAGGGUUUGGCCGCAGAAUCAUCACCAGUGUCCUCCUAGCGCGGCAGGUACUGUGGCACGCUCAGCGUUCGCAACCUCCCUUGGCUUUUGUGAUGCUGGACUUCG